CAGCAAUGUCGUACGUGGUAUUGCAGUGUGAUACCGGCGUUGUGUGAAGGGACUGGGGAAGAGCGGCGGUACGACACAAGGUAACAGUGGCCACUUCAGCAGCUACCCAAAACCACAGGCCGGCACAUCGACCGGCGGCUUUUAUGGUGCCUUCGUGUGACACUCUGCAAUACCAUUUACGGAGGGGAAGAGCCGACUGCCUUUAGUUGAACAAUACUAUUAAUAACGAAAUAAGAAUCUAAUCGGAAAACUUCGAAAAUGGACUAUGAUUUCAAGAUGAAGCUAACAACAGAGCGUGAGCGAGUAGAGGACCUGUUUGAAUAUGAGGGUUGCAAAGUUGGAAGAGGCACUUACGGUCACGUAUACAAAGCCAAAAGGAAAGACGGGAAAGAUGACAAAGACUACGCUUUAAAACAAAUAGAGGGUACUGGAAUUUCUAUGUCUGCUUGCAGAGAAAUAGCAUUGCUGCGGGAGUUGAAACACCCAAAUGUCAUUGCACUUCAGAAGGUAUUUUUGUCACAUGCAGACAGGAAAGUGUGGCUUUUAUUUGACUAUGCUGAACAUGACCUCUGGCACAUAAUCAAAUUUCACAGAGCUUCUAAAGCAAACAAGAAACCAGUUCAAUUACCUCGAGGGAUGGUGAAGUCCCUAUUAUAUCAGAUUCUAGAUGGCAUUCACUACCUGCAUGCUAACUGGGUGUUACACAGAGAUCUGAAACCUGCAAACAUUUUAGUUAUGGGUGAAGGACCAGAACGAGGGAGAGUCAAAAUAGCGGACAUGGGCUUUGCUCGAUUGUUUAAUUCACCCCUGAAACCUUUAGCGGACUUGGAUCCAGUAGUGGUUACAUUUUGGUAUCGUGCACCAGAGUUGUUACUUGGUGCAAGGCAUUAUACUAAAGCCAUAGAUAUUUGGGCUAUUGGUUGUAUAUUUGCUGAGCUAUUAACAUCUGAGCCUAUUUUUCACUGUCGUCAAGAAGAUAUCAAGACUAGUAAUCCUUAUCAUCAUGAUCAACUGGAUAGAAUAUUCAAUGUCAUGGGAUUUCCAGCAGAUAAAGAUUGGGAAGAUAUUAAAAAGAUGCCAGAACAUUCAACGUUAAUGAAAGAUUUCAGAAGAAAUACUUAUACUAACUGCAGCCUUAUCAAAUAUAUGGAGAAACAUAAAGUAAAGCCAGAUAGCAAAGCUUUUCAUUUGCUUCAGAAGUUACUCACAAUGGACCCAACCAAGAGAAUUACCUCAGAACAGGCUAUGCAGGACCCCUACUUCCUUGAAGACCCACUCCCAAAAUCAGAUGUAUUUGCUGGUUGUCAGAUUCCCUAUCCAAAACGAGAAUUUCUUACAGAAGAUGAACCUGAUGAUAAAGGAGAAAAGAAGAACCAACAGCAACAACAAGGCAAUAAUCACACUAAUGGAGGUGGCCAUCCAGGGAACCAAGACAACAGUCACACACAAGGACCCCCUCUCAAGAAAGUCCGAGUUGUCCCCCCUACCACUACCUCAGGUGGACUUAUCAUGACCUCAGAUUACCAGCGAUCCAAUCCACAUGCUGCAUAUCAGAAUCCUGGACCAAGCACAUCACAACCACAAAGCAGCAUGGGAUAUUCAACUACCUCCCAGCAGCCUCCACAGUACUCACACCAGGCACACCGGUACUGAGCUGUAGUUAUUCCCAAGAUCAUGGCCCUCGCUGUGGCUAUAGACUGAACAUAUGGCUGGCAGCCUUGGUGUGGCUCAGAUCCCAAGAAUGUACUGUAUAACCACAUUAGCCAACUCCUUUUGUUUCCACAGAUGGAGUAGUGUAUCCACAAUGUAAAGUACUUGGGAUAGACUUGAAAGGAGAGCUCUAGCACAGUUUGUGUUUAUUGACAUGCUGCUUCUAUAGUUUACUUGACCUGCUUUUUAAGACCAAUUACUUUUUCCCCUUUUAUGGUUACAAAUUGUAGCAGUUUAAACAGUGAAUGUACAACAAUGAUUUCUAACUUUGGUGGUGAAUGUUCUUGCUGCUUAUCAAUGUUCUACCAUAGCAAGAAAAAAUUCUUCUAAAAUGGUACUUGAAGAGCAGUUACGUUUGAUGGUCAAGGUAUUCAUUAUGCAUAAUGUACUUUAUAUGGUACAAAUUUCACAUCUGGCUGUAUUUUGUGGUUGGUCACGUCUUUCAGUGUUUUACCUUUUUAAUGUGUUUGCAGCACCAAACUGCAGUAUGUAAGCUUCAUAAUUUAUCAACUGAUUAUACCCUCCAAAGGACUCCAGCCUGGCAGUUUAUGAACUUUGCAUUUACAUUGUUCAAACAUACCUUCACCUGAUUCUACCCCCAUAUUUACAAACUGACUUUGACUUAAAACAGCUGCUACCCUUAAUUUUACCAACAGUAGAUGAACUGUACUGAGUAUUGCAUCUGUGAUGUUUAUCCAGAUUUUCAAGGGAGAAUUACCUUGGACAGUGUUUAUUUUUUUUUGUAUGUGUUGCUGACUUGUGAGCAAACAAAAAGCAUGUGGUGUCUCCAUGUUUUCAGCUUCAGCUCAAAUAUUUUGUCAUGAGUUUAUAAAGCUGGGUUUGUGUAGUGGAUUUUCUUUUUGUUGGGUCAAUUUUUAAAAAUAAUGUAAAUGCUUUUAUUGAGUGCCCUUAAGAUGAGUGUGAGAUGUAGAAGAGCCUUAGAAUUCAUUUAAAAAUGUAACAAUUGUAUUGUACCAUUUUACAUGAAGCAAGUAUUCUGAAAAUAAAUUUUGAAAAUUAUGGUAGUAACUUUACUACUAAAAUUUUAUUAAGUACUUUGGACGGUGUUAUGUUUUGAAUGAAAAUUCCAUAGAUACCAGCUUACAAAAGUAAAAUAUUAUGAUGGAAUUCAGACUUGGAAACAAGAGAAUACUGGAAAAAUUUGAAUCUAGCUUGCUGCGUAUCUGUUUACAUGGAUGGCUGGAACUUUAAGCUGGAUAGUUGUACUGUAUAGUUUUCAUUACAUUUUGCACUGCUGUUGGUUUUCCCAGCUGUUUAAAAAUGUGAAAACUUUCCAUUCGUCACUUCAACAAAUACAUUUGAUUGGUUUACAUAUCUCAGCAGUCAUAAGUAAUUUUGUGAAUACUCUUAUUUGGUGGAUAAUAUUUUUAAGCAUUAGUUUCAGUAUUCCAGACUGAUUUCUAAUGUCCCCUUUUUAUAGUUAUUGCCUUAAUCAUGAGUUUGCUUAUAACAUAGCUUGCCUAAGCACUUUACUUUUUUAUUCUAAAUUGGGAUUUCCAGUUUAAUUAUGUAGCCAGGCAGCCAUAUUCUGCUUUAAAAAAGCCUAUUUCUGUAAUGUUAUGCUUUCACAGCUUUCUUACUACCACAAUGAUUUAAAAAAAACAAAUUGAAGGGAUAGUGAAUAGAUGAGAUGCAGAAUGUACACUAACCCUGAAAGUUUGUCUUAGAUUCACCUGUGGGUAGCUCAAGGGUGCCUCUUAGUGGAUCAAUGAAGGAACAGCAUUGAUGCUGUCUGGGUUGAAGAUGGCUUGAAUGUGCAAAUUUUAAGUGUUAAAAUAUUUAUUAAAAAUCA
Messenger RNA from Mobula hypostoma (lesser devil ray), 3523 nucleotides. RefSeq names its product cyclin dependent kinase 8 (gene cdk8). The coding region runs from base 259 to 1653 and encodes 464 amino acids. Gene Ontology annotation, cellular component: nucleus. The record is from RefSeq and is a predicted model, not a curated record. Gene Ontology annotation, molecular function: ATP binding; protein serine/threonine kinase activity. Gene Ontology annotation, biological process: protein phosphorylation. The transcript is spliced from 13 exons. NCBI's taxonomy places the organism in Eukaryota, Metazoa, Chordata, Chondrichthyes, Myliobatiformes, Myliobatidae.